GCGACCCUGCAGCAGGAGCGCACCCGAAAAUUGUUCGAGAAAUACGGCCUCACCCUGAGCGAGAACGAAUGGCAACCGCCGCCAUCCGCGCCCACCAGCGUCAAGCGCGUCGAGAAGCCCAUCCGCAUGCGCGUCCGCCGCAACUGCCAUCGCUGCAACACCGUCUUCGCCGGCGACAAGGUGUGCUCCAAGUGCGAGCACAAGCGGUGCAAGAAAUGCCCCCGCCAUCCGUCGAAGAAGCCUAAGGACGGCGCCGCCGAGAAAAAGCCGUCCGCGCCGCCCAAGCACAAGGAUCCCGUCAUCAUCACCCGUGGGAGCCGCCACUUCGUGCGCCAGAUCAAUCUGAUGAAGUACACCUGCCAUCAGUGCGAGACGGACUUCCGCCCAUCCCUUAAUACGUGUGAGCGCUGCGAGCACGCGCGCUGCCCCCUGUGCCCUAAGAGUCGGGCGAAAUUCUUCGUGCCGGGCGAGGAGGAGGAGGUGGAGUUGUUGCCGGCCGUGAAACGGGUGCAUAAGAAGCCGAGACAGCGCGUACGGUGGACAUGCGAGGCGUGCGCCACCACCUUUGUCGAGCGGUCGAAGAAGUGCGAGAAGUGCAACCAUGAUCGGUGUGACAAGUGCAUACGAAAGCCUCCAAAGAAGGUUCCUAAGGAACCCGACCCGGCCGUCAUCGAAUCGGUCCAGAGGAAACUGGCUGCAAUAUCGAUAAGC
Messenger RNA from Eremomyces bilateralis CBS 781.70, 711 nucleotides. RefSeq lists its product as uncharacterized. The transcript has 2 exons. The record is from RefSeq and is a predicted model, not a curated record. NCBI's taxonomy places the organism in Eukaryota, Fungi, Ascomycota, Dothideomycetes, Eremomycetales, Eremomycetaceae. The annotation marks the transcript as partial.